UCGUCAUAAGUGCAGACGGCGCUGGGUCCAGGUAGAAUACAAUAUUACCCUCCUAAUGAUCUUGUAAUGAUCUGUCGACCAGACUAGAGUCGAUUGAUGUGAAGAAGCUUUUGUAGGGGGGAUGGCAGUCGUAAAAGAGGACUGAUUACCGGAAUGAUCUACAUCGUUAGCGACCAAAUGAAUUGUUAUCAACAUUAGUUGUGCGAGAGACGUCCGCAGCGAUAGUGCUCAAUCGGAUCUGACCGCUUUAUGUUUUCGUUUGAUAAUAGCAAUCAUUCGAAUCGGAAUUAGAUUAUUUUUGAGAGGAACGAGCAGAUAAGUCAACAUGUGGCGGCUAUUCCUGUUAAUAUCGCUCUUCGCUUUUCCUACAUCUUCAAGAGCGGCACCUGCAGCAUCAGAGAAAACAUGUGGAUACCAGUCCUGUCAUCCGGUCAAAGAAGGAUUUAUCAAUGUUCACUUAGUGCCACAUACUCACGAUGACGUCGGCUGGCUUAAAACUCUCGACCAAUAUUAUUACGGAAGUCGAACUCAGACUCAAAAUGCUGGAGUACAAUAUAUCAUUGAGUCUGUUAUAGAUGCCUUAGCUAAAGAUCCAAACAGAAGGUUUAUAUACGUGGAAACAGCUUUCUUCUGGAAAUGGUGGAUAAAACAGCACGAUACAGUCAAAGCUCAGGUCAGAAGGUUUGUGAAUAGUGGACGCUUAGAAUUUAUCAGUGGAGGAUGGAGCAUGAAUGACGAAGCGGCCACUCAUUAUCAGUCAAUCAUUGACCAAAUGGCAUGGGGUCUCAGAAAACUGAACGACUCUUUUGGUGAGUGUGGCCGGCCGAAAAUGGGUUGGCAGAUCGAUCCAUUCGGACACAGCAGAGAAAUGGCCUCGAUAUUCGCCCAAUUGGGCUUUGACGGAGUACUUUUAGGCAGAAUAGAUUACCAGGAUAAGCACUUCAGGCUAGCGUCGAAAACCCCUGAGAUGGUUUGGAAGUCUAGUCAAAGCUUAGGUGAAUCUAGCAACAUUUUCACGGGGGUGCUGUACAACAUAUACAUUGCGCCUUCUGGAUUCUGUUUCGAUAUUCUUUGCAGUGACGACCCAAUCAUAGACGAUAAAGACAGCUACGACUACAAUGUUGACAAAAGGAUAGACGAGUUCUUCGGUUACUUGAACAACCAUUCAAAAACCUAUUCAACCAGCAACAUCCUGGUACCGAUGGGAGGAGACUUCAACUAUCAACACGCAGAAAUUUGGUUCAAAAACAUGGACAAGCUCAUUAGUUAUGCAAAUCUAAGGCAGAAAACUGGUUCCAAAUACAACCUGAUCUAUUCGACACCAUCCUGUUACGUGAAAGCUAUCCACGAAGAAUCGACUAAAACAAAUAAAAAAUGGCUGGUGAAGACCGACGAUUUCUUUCCGUAUGCUUCUGAUCCGCACGCGUACUGGACCGGGUACUUUACGUCUAGGCCGACGCUGAAACGAUUUGAGAGAGAAGGAAACAACUAUCUACAGGUUUGCAAGCAACUGUACGCGUUAGCCGACUUGGGCCCAGAAGACCGAGUUGACUUGAACGUGAUGCGAGAAGCUAUGGGUGUGAUGCAACAUCACGAUGCAGUCAGCGGGACCGAGAAGGAACACGUAGCCCACGACUACGCGAGAUUGUUGUCCAGAGGGUUCGACGAGUGUCAUAUCAUCACCAAUGCAGCCUUGAGCCAAAUUGUGACACAAAAGACAAACCGCGCAGACAAGAUUCCUCCUCAACCGGCCAGAAUAGAAUUCAAUACGUGUCCUCUACUGAAUGUCAGUCAGUGCGAAUUGACUGAAUCAAAAGAUCCAUUCGUCGUGACCGUUUACAACCCCUUGAGUAGACCGGUCACAAAGUUUGUCAGGUUGCCAGUUACGGGAACUUCUUACAGCGUCAAAGGACCUGACGGCGAACAGCUCCAAACCCAGCUGAUACCGAUAGCAACGGCAAUACUUACGAUUCCCGGUCGAGACAGCAAGGCAACUGCCGAGUUGAUAUUCAGAGCAAAGGACUUGCCACCUUUAGGAUUCAAAUCUUACUAUGUGGAAAGAGUCGCAGGAAAUACAGUGUCACAACAUCAGAUGGAACGAGAUAGCAAAGGGGAUACCCAAUUUGAGAUCGAUAGAAGUACCGGACUAAUCAGUCAUAUCUACAUGAAUGGUCGUGACAUUCCUUUGGACCAAAACUUCUUAUACUACGAAGGAUACGUCGGAAACAACGAAAUUUUCCCUAACAGGUCUUCCGGGGCUUACAUUUUCCGACCGACUGGUGCAGCGCAAGUAGCGUCUGAUUCCGCGAAGGUCACGAUCUUCAAAGGCUCGUUGGUGAACGAAGUGCAUCAAGUUUUCAACGACUGGAUCAGCCAGAUCGUGAGAGUGUAUGCCGAUGAGAGUUAUAUAGAGUUCGAUUGGCUUGUCGGACCAAUACCUAUUAUUCCUGGGCAGAACGGCAAAGAAGUGAUCACCAGAUUCACAACUCCGCUGAAGACUAGCUCGCAGUUCUAUACGGACUCUAACGGCAGAGAGAUGCUGAAACGAGUCCGAAACACCAGACCGACUUGGAAACUCCAGCUCGAGGAACCCGUCGCUGGAAACUAUUAUCCGGUAACGUCCAAGAUCGUCAUCACAGACGGAGAUUUGGAGCUAGCGGUGCUCACGGAUAGAGCGCAGGGAGGAACCAGCUUGGAGGAUGGAGAAGUCGAACUUAUGGUUCACAGAGCGUGCAUGCAUGAUGAUGCCUUUGGUGUUGGCGAAGCUCUGUUGGAAGAGGCCUUCAACAGGGGGUUGGUGGCUAGAGGAUCUCAUUACGUAGUAUUAGGAAGCAGAAAUACCAGCAACCCAGACGGGAGAACGGUCGCUGCUCAAGAACGUGACCUAGCGCAGCAGAAGCUUCUUUCUGCCUGGACAUUCAUUUCCAAAACGCAAGGUUUAACCUUCAAAGAGUACAACGCUAAAUACAGAAUGGAGUUCUCCGGUUUGAAGAAAAGUCUUCCCGAUAACGUGCAAAUAUUGACUUUGGAGCCGUGGUUUGGAUACACAUUCCUGCUCAGACUGGAACAUGUGCUGGAGAGUAAGGAAGAUCCAAACUUAUCUGAGCCAGUCACAGUGAAUCUAAACGAUAUCUUUACUCCAUUCCAAAUAACUACCAUCAAAGAGACGACUCUGGGCGGGAAUCAAUGGCUAUCUGAUAACCACAGAUUGCACUUCGAGACUGCUGGAAAACUAGAAGAUCUUCUUCGCGAAGAAGGAGCAUUCGAUGACACCAAAUCAACGGAAGAAAGCACCCACACCAAGAGAGCAACGAUCAUAGACGCGUCGGAAGACGUCGAUAAUCUGAAGAUCAAACUCACUCCCAUGCAGAUCAGAACUUUCAUUAUUGAAAUCAAAGUUAAUUCUGCAUCGUAAUUGUGUUAUUUGAUGUACGAACCGUGUGAUUAGUUGCCUAAAUACAUUUUAUUGGUUAAGAAAAUUGGUGUGUUAUAAUUAUCGUGUAUUG
Molecule: messenger RNA, 3506 nt
Organism: Acanthoscelides obtectus
Lineage: Eukaryota; Metazoa; Arthropoda; Insecta; Coleoptera; Chrysomelidae
Source: the annotation of a GenBank genome assembly